AUGGCGUCUGAUGUCAAUUUUCAAGGCAACCACGCAAAAGUUUCUUCGUCAGUAUCACUAUCGUCAUCUGAAACGAUCGUACACUCAUUGACAUCACCUACUUCACCAAUACAACCUAUAUAUGAAGUUGAUUCUAUGAUCGAUAUUGUUGAAGAAUCAAACGAAGGUGGAAUAUUUUUAUUCGAAACUGAACGCCGUCUUACAUAUAGCAGUAAAUAUGCAUGCACACUGUGUAUUGUAUGCAUAUUUGGUUGUUGGAUAUGUACUAUACCAUCCGUUAUUGUUACUAUAUUUGCUCGAAUAGCUGCCCAGAAAAAUCAAAUAUCUCGAGUUAAAGUGUUGUUCAAUAUUGCAUUCAUUUUUUCAUUUUUCGGUUUAAUAUUGUUUGCUGUGCAAGCAGGUUAUUUAACAUGGCUCAUACGUUAUCUCGCGCAUAGGUUUCUCACUUAA
This is a messenger RNA of Rotaria socialis, 450 nucleotides long. The record is from the annotation of a GenBank genome assembly. Lineage: Eukaryota; Metazoa; Rotifera; Eurotatoria; Philodinida; Philodinidae.